CGAGAGCGCCCGAACAAGGCUGCAGUAUCGCGCACGCGCGGAAGACAACUGUGGGGCGGAGCCUGGGCCGAAGCUAGAAACGGUGUGGGCGGGGCAAGGUGACGUUAGUUGACCCAAGGUUCUGACCGCGUUGCGGAGGACGGGGGGCUCGUGGGACGCCCCGCGCUUUCAGACAGCAGUCCCAACGGCUCUUUCGGCCCGUCCGGGUGAAACGUGGGCUGUUGUUGCGAGCUCCAAGAAUCUGGAGGUGUUCUUCCGCGAGACCCCCUCCGGAAAUACUGAACAGAAAAGCACCUUGCAUUCCAGACUUUGCCGGCGCUUAACAGGGAGGAAUCCUGAAUCCCCUGCUCCGUUCACUGGAGUGGGCGGGGUCGUGACGCCAUCAGAGGGCGUCCUGAGUGGGCGGGGAACUGCAGUCAAAGAUGCUGGAGUCUCUGUUGGCCCUUGGCGGAUUGGUUCUGCUUCGGGAUUCCGUAGAAUGGGAGGGGCGCGACCUGUUGAAGGCGCUCAUCAAAAAAUCUGCACUUUGUGGGGAGCAGGUUCACGUUCUGGGUUGUGAAGUCAGCGAGGAAGAGUUUCGAGAAGGUUUUGACUCCAGUAUCAACAGCCGAGUGGUUUACCAUGACUUCUUCAGAGACCCUUUCAAUUGGUCAAAAACUGGGGAGGCUUUUCCUGGGGGACCCCUGGGAGCCUUGAGAGCCAUGUGCAGGACGACAGAUCCCAGGCCUAGCACCAUUGCUCUUGACUCACUCAGCUGGCUGUUGCUUCAUUUUCCCUGUACCACAGUCUGCCAGACCCUCCAUACUCUGCGCAAUCAAGGUUCCUGCUGUGGUGACAGCUCCCUAGUACAGCAGGUGAACGUGCUGGGCCUGCUUCAUGAAGAGCUCCAUGGCCCAGGUCCCCUUGGAGCACUGAGCAGUCUUGCUCAGACCGAAGUGACCCUGGGUGGCACAAUGAUCCAGGCCUCAGCCCAUAUCCUCUACCGGAAGCCCCGACAUCAGCCAACUCAUCAGACUCAGUGGUUUUCCAUCCGUCCUGACUUCAGCCUGGAUCUCCAAGAGGGGCCACCCCUGCAGUCCCAGCCCCACCCAGAUCCUCACACAUUCCCAGUGGAUCCCACAACUCAUUUGACCUUUAAUCUUCGCCUGUCCAAGAAAGAAAGAGAAACCAGAGAUAACCUGACUCUGCCCUUCCAGUUCAGCUCUGAAAAUAGCGGGAAUCAAACUCAGGUCCUUGAGCUUUCAAGACAGGCGGUGUAACCACUGAGCCAAAUCCCCGGCCGAUGACAGGUUAUUGAUUAACCUCUCAGACAGUAUAGGGGCUGAAGUCCACCUCCAGAGACAAACCCAGGGAGUGGUUCCUUACCUUCCCAUACCUCUCACCAUGGCAGAGGGCCUUCCUGUCUUCUCUCUUCACUAGAGCCAUGGAAUCCAGCUCCCUAUUUGUUCCCAGAGUAAUUUGCGCCUGGGCUGAGCCAGACCAGAACCUGGGGAGGUGUCCUUUCUCCAGGAAGCAGUAGUAGGACAGGAAACUACAUGGGUGUGGCAAAGGCUGCCACUCUUUGCUCAGUGUGUGGGUAGGUGAAGCAAGAUGGCAGCAGAAUCUUUGCCCUCAAGCUGCUAAGAACUUGAAAGAGUGUUGUUAGGGCAGUAUAAGAGCACCUGCGCCUAGGUGGGUGGUGCUUUAACCCUGACAAAUAAUGGGAGUCAGAGAGGGACUUCCAGGAAGUAGACACAGAGGCUUAGGAGUUUGGCUCAGUGACAGUCACAGUCACCUUGGAAGAAGGUAUCUAGACCUGACCUGUUACCCACCCUCACCAGCACCAAUUCUUCCCUCCUCAGACAACAGGCUCUGCUUCGCUCUGAGCCAAACCAGGCUUCCAGCCACAUCUUGUAUGAGCCAGAUGCUUAUGAUGACCUGGACCCAGAAGAUCCAGAUGAUGACUUGGAUGUUUGACAGUCAAAUUUAACCAGACUGUAGAGGGUGGGGAUAGGAGGCCCAGAACUUCCCUUCAGUUUGCAUUGGCCUUACUCUGUCCCUGCCCUGCCUUUGCUCCUUUGUCUAUGGAGGCUCUGCCUGCAAGUCAGGGAGCAGCAGCUGAUCAAGGCAGAAAGUUGGAGGGCAUAGGAUAAGGCAAGAGAAUAGGAACCCUCUUAAUAAAGUGUUUUAUUAUUAAUAAAACAAACUUUUCAUAACUAAA
Heterocephalus glaber (naked mole-rat) is the source of this 2200-nucleotide messenger RNA. NCBI's taxonomy places the organism in Eukaryota, Metazoa, Chordata, Mammalia, Rodentia, Bathyergidae. The record is from RefSeq and is a predicted model, not a curated record.